AUGACGCUUCUUCUUCUGCUGCUGCUGCUGCGCCCGGCGCUAACGGAGCCCUUUCCAGCGGCAGGAUGAGGAUCCUCUCCGGAUGCGGCCGCUUCCAGGUGCUCUGGGCGGCUCUGGCCGUCUCCAUGACCAUCGGCUUCACCAUCCAGCUCUUCGGAGGCUCCUUGCAGAAGAGGCUUCUUCCCGUUCCCUGGGCCCCUCCACCCAAAGCCGAGGAGGCGUGGGGGGGGGAGGAGGAGGAGGAGGAGGAGGAGGAGGAAGUGCCCCCCAGCCCACCUGCCCCAUGCCAGCCACGCAAGCACCUCGUCUUCCUGAAGACCCACAAGACGGGCAGCAGCACCAUUGUCAACCUUCUGCAUCGCUUUGGGGACUCGCAGGGCCUGCGCUUUGCUCUACCAGCCCGCUACCAGUUCAGCUACCCCAACCCUUUCCAGGCCCGGCGGGUCAAAGGAUGGCACCCCAAGGGGCGCCCGUUUGACAUCCUGUGCCACCACAUGCGCUUCAGACUGCCAGAGGUCCAGAAAGUCGUGCACCCCGACAGUUUCUACUUCUCCAUUGUGCGGGACCCAGUGGCCUUGGCGGAAUCGGCCUUCUCUUAUUACCGGGGUGUGGCACCUGCUUUCCGUCGUGCUGGCACUCUUCCCGAGUUCCUGGCGUCCCCGCACCACUUCUACCAGCCUGGGGAGCGAGGGAACCACUAUGCCCGCAACCUGCUGUGGUUUGACUUUGGCCUGGACCUGCCAGUCAGCCCCGGCUCAGCGGUGAUCAAAGCCACUCUUGACGAGCUGGAGCGCAUCUUUCAUCUUGUGCUUCUGACAGAACACAUGGAUGAGUCCCUGGUUCUCUUGCGCCAUGCCCUGUGUUGGACCCUGGAUGACGUGGUGGCUUUCCGCCACAACCUGCGCAGCCCAGAGUCUGUGUACACGCUGGAGCCCAGCACCGCUGCCCGACUGCGGGCCUGGAACUACCUUGACUGGCACCUCUACACCCACUUCAACCGUACCUUCUGGGCUCGUGUGGAGCACUUUGGUUAUGCCCGCAUGGCCCGGGAAACAGCCCUGCUCCAGAAGCGCCGGGCAGAGCUGAUGCAGCGUUGCUUGCAGGGUGGGGGUCCACUGGAGCCGGGACACAUUGCUGAUGAGCGCAUUCGCCCCUUCCAGUUUGGUCAGGCUCCGAUCUUAGGCUAUGCCCUGCGGUCUGGCCUGGCCCCCGGAGACCAGGAAGUGUGCCAGCACAUGGUCACCCCUGAGCUCCAGUACAAGGACCUUCUGGAUGCCAAGCAAUUUCUUGCACCCUUGCAAGGCAACAGCUCCCAGCUCGGGGCAUUGAGGUAGUCUGGGCAGGCCUGUGGCAUCAGCGGGCACAGGGUGGAGAUCCCCGUUGUGCUCGGUCAUGGUGUGGGGCUUCUGCAGGAUUCUGCCUGACAAGUGCUGUGGCAGAGGCCAUGUCGGGGGCCAGCCUGCAGUGCCCUGACAAAACCUCCGCUUGUUCAUGAUGGGCACAAAGGCAUCUUGUUGCUAUGCUUGUAUUAAUCCCCCCUCCCCGCUCCCAGCAGAGUGGCACUGAAAUUUUCCACUUGUUGGAAACCUUGGAUCAAACUCAUUUGCCAUGACACCUGAAAUCAGCAAGCUGGAGUUGUUUCCUGUGGACUUCAGGUGUUCCCACAGGAGGAAGCGUGUGCAGUCACUCUCAGCGUGGGAAGGCAGGGAGGGUGCAGAGGGCAGGUGCAUGGAAGCAAGUGCACAAGAGCCCAUCCUGAACAAACGUGUGGUCACGGGAGGCACGAGGUCCCUGUCAGGAGCCGAAAUGGAAUGCCACACAAAAUUGAACGAGGCAGCAGAACACAUUUAGAGUCCAGUGGGGCACCUGAAGACCAGCAGAGGUUUAUUCUUCAAGAUGCGAACUUUCAUGUGCAGCAUGCAGACCUUCUCCUGCCUCAGACCCCAACAUUGCUGACCACCUGAAACUAGGUAGUUGUUUCUGAAAAUGUCGAGGUGGGCCCUCCGGGGUGCCAGGGGCUCAAUUUCCCCGCAGGCUGAGACGGCCCCAUGUCCCCCCCCCCCC
Molecule: messenger RNA, 2064 nt
Organism: Gekko japonicus
Lineage: Eukaryota; Metazoa; Chordata; Lepidosauria; Squamata; Gekkonidae
Gene: GAL3ST4
Product: galactose-3-O-sulfotransferase 4
Exons: 4
Coding region: 66-1334 (422 amino acids)
Biological process (GO): glycolipid biosynthetic process
Cellular component (GO): membrane
Molecular function (GO): galactosylceramide sulfotransferase activity
Source: RefSeq, a predicted model, not a curated record